This is a messenger RNA of Pleurotus ostreatus (oyster mushroom), 1770 nucleotides long. RefSeq lists its product as uncharacterized. The transcript is spliced from 15 exons. The coding region runs from base 1 to 1770 and encodes 589 amino acids. Gene Ontology annotation, biological process: proteolysis. NCBI's taxonomy places the organism in Eukaryota, Fungi, Basidiomycota, Agaricomycetes, Agaricales, Pleurotaceae. The record is from RefSeq and is a predicted model, not a curated record. Gene Ontology annotation, molecular function: serine-type endopeptidase activity; tripeptidyl-peptidase activity.
AUGCGACGCCCCCCUCAGGACCUCGCAUUUCCCCUGCGAAUAGGAUUGAAGCAGCGCAACCUUGAAGAUCUUCCUGGUCAUCUUUUGGCAGUCUCCGAUCCUAGCUCUCCUACCUAUGGUCGUCACUGGCCCCCAGAGCGAGUGGUAGAAGCAUUUUCGCCCUCGUCACACGCAGUAAACUCCGUCAAGAGGUGGCUUGUCGAUUCGGGGAUCCAGGAAAGUAGAAUUCGAUUGCGGACGAACAAGGCCUGGCUGGACGUACAUAAUGCUACGGUCCGCGAAGUUGAGAAGCUGCUGCGCGCAGAAUAUCAAGUACUCAAACGCGAGAACGGGGAAGAAACCAUCGGCUGUCAUUCCUACCAACUUCCCGUGGAUGUGGGCGAACACGUCGACUUCAUUAUCCCAACGGUGCAACAUAGUCUCACAGUCUCCGAUGCUCCACUUCAGCGCCGCGAUGAUAGUCGCUACAAGUCCAACAUUCGGAGACAGCCUCAAGGCAGCGCAGACUUCAGGCGAUGUCAUGAGGCGAUGACCCCGGAUUGCCUGCGCGCCCUAUACAACAUCACAUACAGACCCAAGACGCCAGCAGCGAACAACAGCUUUGCUGUCGUCAACUUCCAUCCAAACACAUAUCUCCAGUCCGAUUUGGAUUUGUUCUUCGAGAAUUUCUCUCCGUCCCUUGUCGGAUCAUCACCUACAUUUGUUUCUAUUGACGGAGGAACACUGAACGCCACAGCGGAGACAGGCAAAGUGACUUUCCUUAAAGUCGGUGAUCAGACAUUUAGUGGCCCAUUUGGCGCAGUCUCGUUCAAUGAAUGGCUUGAUGCUGUUGACGGAUCAUACUGCACUUCCGACGGAGGAGAUGAUCUAAACUUCGAUCCCCAAUUUCCUGACCCCAUUCCUAUUCCCGGAGCGUUCAACGACCACUCCUGUGGCAACAUUCGUCCACCUAACGUUAUCUCUGUCUCACGGGGCGACGAAGAGGGCCGAUUAACAGAACUCUAUUCUAGAAGACAGUGUAAUGAAUACGCCAAACUGGGUCUGAUGGGCGUCACCGUUAUAUAUGGCUCUGGGAAUACAGGUACAGCGGGUGCUACUCGUGGGUAUUGUAUGGACGAGAACGGUACCGUCUCGCCCAACGGAACGCUGUUCAACCCCGCAUGGCCAGGAUCUUGCCCAUGGAUUACCAGCGUCGGUGGAACUCAACUACGGGCUAACAGCACUGUCUUCGAUCAAAAUCCAGAAGAGGUAACGAGCAUGGAUCUCACUAUGGGAUUCUUUACCUCUGCUGGGGGAGGCUUCAGCAGGCGCUUUCCGACACCCGCGUAUCAGAACAGAGCUGUUCAAGGAUACUUGAAACAAUUGACACGCACUGAUCCGGGCAAAUUCAAAGUCUUCAACUCUCACGGUAGGGGGUAUCCAGACAUCAGUGUGAUAUCCAACCGCUAUGUCUCUGCUGAGAGUGGCGCUCUCGUCAACUCAAGUGGAGUCUCAGGGUCAUCGCCUGUGUUGGGAGCAAUGAUAUCGCUCAUUAACGAUGCGCGCCUUUCAAAAGGAAAGGGCCCAGUUGGCUUCAUCAACCCCGCCCUUUAUUCUUCGGGAUUCACACCCGCUUUCCGCGAUAUAGUCGUUGGAACCAAUACAGGCUGCAAAGGAUUACAGGGCGAGUGGUUCGGCGGGUUCGCAGCAAUGCCUGGUUGGGAUCCGGCAUCUGGCCUUGGGACCCCCAAUUUUGACUCCCUGUUGAAGAAGUGGCUUGAGCUACCAUGA